This is a messenger RNA of Colletotrichum spaethianum, 2031 nucleotides long. RefSeq lists its product as uncharacterized. The record is from RefSeq and is a predicted model, not a curated record. Gene Ontology annotation, biological process: carbohydrate metabolic process. The transcript has a single exon. Lineage: Eukaryota; Fungi; Ascomycota; Sordariomycetes; Glomerellales; Glomerellaceae. Bases 1 to 2031 code for a protein of 676 amino acids.
AUGGCGCGCUUCCUCCGGCUCGCCCUCUUGCUCUGCCCUCUUCUGGCCUCGGCUAGCACCACGGACCCGGACCCAUCGCGGCGGUGGGAGGCUUACAUCAAGAGCCCAACGUCGCGCACCGUCCUCCCCAAAGAGAUCCAUGCCAUCUCCGGCGCCGCCGAGGUGACCUCCGCCGACGAUGGCACUUAUAUCCUCUCCCUCCAACCUGGCGGACAAGUCUCCCUUAACUUUGGCUACGUCGGCGGUCUCCUCUCCAUGACGACGGAGACGGACGAAAUCACCACGGAGGACUCGUCCGGACCGCACUUCUCCCUUGCUUUCGCCGAGUCCCCGGUCUUCGUCCGCGCAAUCUCAGACGACACCGGCGCGGUCCCAACCCAGGACUACGACAAAGCCCUCAACGUAACCCUCACCACCGCCUCCCCUUCCCCCUACAUCAUGCCAACGGAGCGAUUCCGCGGCGGGUUCAAGUUCGUCACGGUCCACGCCUUCCGCCCCGUCACAAUCUCCUCGAUCGUGUGCCACCUCGGCUACUCCCCCUCUCAGGACGACCCUAGCGACUACUCGGGCCACUUCUACACCCCGGACGACGACCUCCUCGUCAGGGCGUGGUAUGCCGGCGUCUUCACGGCGCAAACAAACAUCGCGCCGCCCAACACCAGCCGCUGGCUCCCGCAGGUCAAGGACGGAUGGGCUUACAAUGCGACCCUCGGCGCCGAAGGGCCUAUGCUCCUCGACGGCGCGAAGCGCGACCGCGCAGUGUGGCCCGGCGACCUCGGCAUCGCGGGGACGACCGCGUACCUCGGCCUCGGCGACGUCGGGCUCGAGUCGGUCUAUUACGCCCUCGAGACCAUGUUCAUCUACCAGAACGCGUCCACGGGCGCGCUGCCCUUUGCGGGCCCGACGACGGGGUCCUGGCGCCGCGGGGCAAGGAGCGAUACAUACCACGCCUGGACGCUGAUCGCGUGCUUCAACUAUGCGGUCUUCACCUCGGAUCUUGACUGGGUGGCUUCGCGCUGGGGGAACAUCUCGGCGGGCGUGGGGUACAUCGUCCGGGCGCUCGGCAACGACGUCGGCCUCGCGGAGCAGGUCGAGCCGAACGACUGGGCGCGGCUCGGCGGCGGCGGGUUCAACAGCGCUCUCAACGCCUUGAACUACCACGCGCUGUACACCCUCGCCAGUCUGGCAGCCGACACGGCAACGGAGGACAACGGACGCGGGAGGCAGGCCGAGACAUGGGCCGCCGCCGCGGCGAGGUUGAAGGAGGCUUACAACACCGUCCUCUGGGACCCCUCCGCCUCGCUUUUCCGCGACAACGAGACCGAGGCCGGCGCGCUUCUGUUCCCACAAGACGGCAACGCCCUGGCGCUCUACUACAACCUCACGACCUCCCCCUCCCAAGCCUCCGCGGUGUCCACCGCCUUACUCCGGAACUGGAACCAAAUCGGCCCCGUCACGCCCGAGCUCCCGGACACUAUCUCCCCCUUCAUCUCGAGCAUCGAAGUCCUUGCCCAUUUCACGGCCGGGAAGCCCCGCCGCGGGCUCCGUCUUGUGCGGCGCACGUGGGGGUACAUGCUCGACUCCCCCUUGAUGACGGGGGAGACGCUGGUAGAGGGGAUGAGCGCCAACGGGUCGCUUUACUACCGCUCACAGCGGGGCUACAAUUUCGACGCGGCGUACACGUCGCUGUCGCACAGCUGGUCGACGGGGCCGACACAGGCGCUGAGUUUCAAGGUCGUCGGCCUGGAGGUUGUUGGGUGGAAGAAGUGGGUGUUCAGGCCGCAGGUGGGGGACCUGAGGAGGGUUGAGGCCGGGUGGAGGGAUGCCAAGGGAGGAGCGUUUGGGGCCGUGGUCGUGAUCGAGGACGAGAGCGUCUUGGAGGCGGAGGUUUGGACGCCUGAGGGGACCAGUGGGACGGUCGAGGUUUUGAGCUGUCAGGUUGUGUUGGUUGACGGGGAGAAGUGGGACGGGGGCGAGAUCAAAGGUGGGAGGACGAAGGUACGAGGUGAAGGGUGUCGGACCAGUUGUUGA